GUGUUCGUAAGACUUUUGGAAAUGUCGGCUUCCCUUAGAUUGCCGUAUACCUUAAGAUUGGGGAAAAGAUCGCUUUCUCUCGCAAGAGCGAAAAUUUACAAAGACAAUAAUUGUUAUGCACUAUGUCGAAAGAAUUUCUCAACAUUAUACAGCCAAAGAAGAUUAUUGUCGUUAGAAGCUACAUCAGCGAAGCCUGUAGAUACGGAUGAUCAUGGCAUAAUAAAGAAUACGGAAAAAGCAACAGGUGAAACUGUAAAACAUGAAUUUCAGUCGGAAACUCGGAUGCUUUUAAAUAUUGUUGCCAAGUCUCUAUAUUCCGAUAAAGAGGUUUUUAUAAGAGAAUUAAUAUCCAAUGCUAGCGACGCUUUGGAAAAAUUACGUUACUUAAGAUUAUCUGAAAAUUUAUCUAUGGAUGAGGGUGGAGAUCGUAAUUUAGAAAUUCAUAUUGCUACGAAUAAACAAGAUCGUUUAUUAAUAAUUCAAGAUACAGGAAUUGGCUUAACGAAAGAUGACUUGAUAUCAAAUUUAGGAACAAUCGCUCGCUCUGGUUCGAAAACAUUCUUAGAGCAAUUGGAGAAAAAACAAAAUCCAAGCGACGCAUCUAAAAUUAUUGGACAGUUUGGAGUUGGAUUUUAUAGUGCUUUUAUGGUUGCUGAUAAAGUAGAAGUUUUUACAAAAUCGUAUAAAAAUAAUUCUGAGGGUCUCUAUUGGGUUUCCGAUGGUUCUGGCUCUUAUGAAAUUGCAAACGCAGAAGGUGUACAACCGGGCACGAAAAUUGUACUACACUUACGUAAUGAUUGUCGAGAAUUCAGCGACGAUGCUAAUGUAAAUGGUAUUAUUCAAAAGUAUAGUAAUUUCGUUGGAAGCCCAAUAUUCUUAAAUGGAAAACGCGCAAAUACCAUUGAGGCGAUAUGGAUGCUCGACCCAAAGGAUGUUACUCCUGAACAGCAUCUUCAAUUUUAUCGCUUCAUUGGAAAUUGUUAUGACGAGCAAAGAUUCACAUUGCACUAUACGACCGAUGCUCCCGUAAGUAUAAGAGCUUUACUAUAUUUUCCAGAAGGAAAACCAGGACUAUUCGAAGCGACUAGAGACGGUACUCCAGGAGUAGCACUAUAUAGUCGAAAAGUCUUAAUUCAGAAUAAAGCUGAAAAUAUUUUACCGAAAUUUCUUAGAUUCAUUAAAGGCGUUGUUGAUUCCGAAGACAUUCCAUUAAACUUGAGUAGAGAAUUGCUGCAAAACAGUGCACUAAUUACAAAGUUGAGAAAUGUUUUAACUACGCGAAUCAUACGAUUUUUACAAGACCAAGCCAAAAAGCAACCCGAAGAGUUUUUAAAAUUUUAUAAUCACUACAAUGCCUUCUUUAAAGAAGGAAUUAUAACGACUCCCGAUGAUACUGGAAAGGAAGAAAUAAGUAAACUUUUACGAUUUGAGUCUUCCAUUAAGAAAGCUGGAGAAAUAACUAGUCUGCCAGAAUAUUGUGAAAGGUUCGCAAAAGAUCAAAAAUAUAUUUAUUAUCUGGCAGCCCCAAGCCGAAUCUUAGCUGAACAAUCACCGUACUUCGAGUCAUUCAAAAAUUCUAAUUUAGAAGUAUUAUUCUGCCUCGAUCCCUACGAUGAGCUUGUUUUAAUGAAUUUAAAAAGGUUUAAAGCAUUUGACAUUAUAUCCGUUGAAAAAGAUAUGCACCAGACCGCAGAUACCAAAGAAAAGGAUACAUCAGUACUGUUUAAUGAACAAGAAAUCAAUGACGUUAUUAGUUACAUGAAAACAAUUUUAAAAAAUAAAGCUCAUGAAAUUAAAACAACCAAUCGACUUGAAUUUCAUCCUUGCGUCGUGACAGUCCAAGAUAUGGCAUCGGCAAGACAUUUUAUUCGCACCCAAAGUCACCAAUUCGAUGAUAAUUUGCGAUAUAGUCUGCUUCAGCCACGUUUAGAAAUCAAUCCCAAUCAUCCGUUAAUAAAACAUCUUAUAAAAUUAAAGUCCUCCGAUGAAGAAAUUGCUAGUCUUUUGACGCAGCAGCUGUUUAUGAAUGCAAUGGUUACUGCUGGUUUAAUAGAGGAUACUUGCAGUUCGUUGAUAACAAUGAAUCAACUUAUAACUCUGAUUUUAGAAAAAAAAACAAAGUAAAUAUUUGACGUUAAGCGACAUGUAUUGAUUAAUCAUAUAUUUUGUAAAUAUUUUCACGUACUGCACAACUAUUAUUAUUUUUUGUAU
Ceratosolen solmsi marchali is the source of this 2211-nucleotide messenger RNA. It is a transcript of the gene Trap1, whose product is annotated as TNF receptor associated protein 1. Gene Ontology annotation, molecular function: ATP binding; ATP-dependent protein folding chaperone; ATP hydrolysis activity. The record is from RefSeq and is a predicted model, not a curated record. The transcript is spliced from 13 exons. Gene Ontology annotation, biological process: protein folding. Lineage: Eukaryota; Metazoa; Arthropoda; Insecta; Hymenoptera; Agaonidae. Bases 22 to 2124 code for a protein of 700 amino acids.